Messenger RNA from Fukomys damarensis (Damara mole-rat), 5961 nucleotides. RefSeq names its product IQ motif containing GTPase activating protein 3 (gene Iqgap3). Bases 74 to 4975 code for a protein of 1633 amino acids. The transcript has 39 exons. The record is from RefSeq and is a predicted model, not a curated record. NCBI's taxonomy places the organism in Eukaryota, Metazoa, Chordata, Mammalia, Rodentia, Bathyergidae. Gene Ontology annotation, cellular component: cytoplasm. Gene Ontology annotation, molecular function: calmodulin binding; GTPase activator activity; actin filament binding. Gene Ontology annotation, biological process: regulation of GTPase activity; regulation of actin cytoskeleton organization.
CCCUUCCCAGGUUGGCGGCGGCGAGGGGCGGCGGCCCAGCGGCGGGAGAUUCAAACCUGGAAGAAGGCGAAACAUGGAGGGCAGAGGAGCGCGCCGGGGUCGGGAGGCCUAUGAACGCAUCACAGCUGAGGAGAUGGACGAGCAGAGGCGGCAGAAUGUCGCUUAUCAGUACCUGUGCCGGCUGGAAGAAGCCAAGCGCUGGAUGGAGGCCUGCCUGAAGGAGGAGCUUCCUUCCCCGGUGGAGUUGGAGGAGAGCCUUCGGAAUGGGGUGCUGCUGGCCAAGCUGGGCCACUGUUUUGCACCCUCUGUGGUCCCCUUAAAGAAGAUCUAUGAUGUGGAGCAACUGCGGUACCAGGCAACUGGCUUGCAUUUCCGGCACACAGACAACAUCAACUUCUGGCUGUCUGCAGUAGCCCACAUCGGCCUGCCUUCGACCUUCUUCCCGGAGACCACGGACAUCUACGACAAGAAGAACAUGCCCCGUGUGGUCUACUGCAUCCACGCCCUCAGUCUCUUCCUUUUCCGGCUGGGGUUGGCCCCUCAGAUACAUGAUCUCUACGGGAAAGUGCAGUUCACAGACGAGGAACUCAGCAACAUGGCCUCUGAGCUCGCCAAAUACGGCCUCCAGCUGCCUGCCUUUAGCAAGAUCGGGGGCAUCCUGGCCAAUGAGCUCUCUGUGGAUGAGGCCGCAGUCCAUGCAGCUGUUCUUGCCAUCAAUGAGGCGGUGGAGCGAGGGGUGAUCGAGGACACCUUCGCUGCCCUGCAGAAUCCCAGCGCUCUCCUGGGGAACCUUCAGGAGCCCCUGGCUGCCAUCUACCAGGAGCUGCUGGCCCAGGCCAAGAUGGAGAAGGCUGCCAGUGCCAGGAACCACUUUUUGCAGGACGACAGAGAAAGCCAGGACAUCUACGACUACUACCUAACCCAGGCGGAAAUCCAGGGCAACAUUAACCAUGUCAACGUCCGUGGGGCUCUAGAGAUUGUUGACAAUGCCCUGGAACGACAGAGCCCCAUGGGCUUGCUGGAGGCCCUGCAGGAUCCCUCCCUGGCCCUACGCGGGGUGAGGAGAGACUUUGCUGACUGGUACCUGGAACAGCUGAGCUCGGACCGAGAGCAGAAAGCACAGGAGCUGGGCCUGGUGGAGCUUCUGGAAAAGGACGAGGUCCAGGCCGCCGUGGCCGCAGCCAACGUGAAGGGUGACCAGCAGCAAGCCAUGCUGCAGGCUGUGCAGCAGAUCAACAGAGCCAUCCGGCGGGGAGCAGCUGCCGAUACCGUGAGGGAGCUGAUGAGCCCUGCAGCCCAGCUGCCUCCCGUCCACCCCUGUGCUUCGGCUGUGUACCAGCAGGAGCUGGCAGUGCUCCAACAGCAGCAGGGGGAGCUGGGCCAGGAGGAGCUCUUCGUGGCCGUGGAGAUGCUCUCGGCCGUGGUCUUGAUUAACCGCGCCCUGGAGGCCGGGGAUGCCGCAAGCGUCUGGAGCAGUCUGAGGAGCCCUGCCACCGGCCUGGCUGAGGUGGAAGGAGAAAAUGCCCGACGCUACUUCGAUGCCCUGGUGGAGCUGCGGCGGGCACGCAGCGUGGACAGCGCCUUCCUGAGCUGGAAUGACCUGCAAGCUGCCGUGAGCCAGGUCAACACCCGGGUCCAGGAGGAAACCGACCAGGUCCUCGCCAUCAGCCUCAUCAAUGAGGCCCUGGACCAGGGCAGCCCAGAGAGGACGCUCUCUGCCCUGCUGCUUCCUGCAGCUGGCCUGGAAGACGUCAGCCUUCCUACUGCUCCGCGGUACCAUCUCCUCCUCGUGGCAUCCAAGAGGCGUAAGGCCCAGGUGACGGGGGAUCCUGGGGCUGUGCUGUGGCGGGAGGAGAUCCGCCAGGGAGUGGUCAGAGCUAACCAGGACACACACACAGCUCAGAGGAUGGCCCUAGGUGUGGCUGCCAUCAAUCAGGCCAUCAGGGAGGGCAAGGCAGCGCAGACAGAGCGGGUGCUGAGGAACCCCGCCGUGGCCCUCUGCGGGGUGGUUCCUGACUGUGCCAGUGCCUACCAGCGGGCCCUGGAAGGUGCCGCAGCCAAGAAGCGGCAUCCAGGGGACACAGCUUCGUGGGUCCGACACGGCAUGAAGGAUGGCUCCGCCUACUACCUCCACCUGCAGACUUUGCAGGGCACCUGGGAGCAGCCCCCGGGCUGCCGCCUCAACACCUCCCAUCUGACGCGGGAGGAGAUACAGUCCACCGUCACCAGAGUCACUGCUGCCCACGACCGCCAGCAGCUCUGGAGGGCCCACGCGGGCUUCGUGGUCAGGCUCCGGCCCCGCCUCCGCGGCUUCCUCGUCCGCCAGAAGUUUGCCGAGCGGUCUCGCUUUCUGAGGACCGGGCUCCCAGCCAUCAUCAAGAUCCAGGCUCACUGGCGGGGUUACAGGCAGCGGAAGACUUACCUGGAGCGGCUGCAGUAUUUUAGAGCAAAUGUGGAUUCCAUAGUCAAGAUCCAGGCCUGGGCCCGCAUGUGGGCAGCUCGGAGCCGGCACCUGAGGCGACUGCACUACUUCCAGAGGAAUGUUGACUCUGUUGUGAAGAUCCAGGCGUUUUUCCGAGCCAGGAAAGUCCGGGAUGACUACAAGACAUUAGUGCACGCCGCCCACCCUCCCCUCGGCGUGGUGCGCAAGUUCGUCCACCUCCUGAACCAGAGCCAGCAGGACUUCUCAGCUGAGGUGGAGCUGCUGAGGCUGCAGGAGGAGGUGGUCAGGAAGAUCCGCUCCAACCAACAGCUGGAGCAGGACCUCAGCCUCAUGGACGUCAAGAUUGGCCUGCUGGUGAGGAACCGGAUCACGCUGCAGGAGGUGGUUUCCCACUGCAAGAAGCUGACCAAGAAGAACAAGGAGCAGCUGUCAGACAUGAUGGUCCUGGACAAGCAGAAGGGAUUAAAGUCACUGAGCAAGGAGAAACGGCAGAAGCUAGACGCUUACCAGCACCUCUUCUACCUGCUCCAGACUCAGCCCACCUACCUGGCCAAGCUCAUCUUCCAGAUGCCGCAGAACAAAACCACCAGGUUCAUGGAGGCGGUGAUCUUCAGUCUGUACAACUACGCCUCCAACCGCCGGGAGGCCUACCUCCUGCUCCAGCUGUUCAAGACGGCGCUGCAGGAGGAGAUCCAGUCAAGGGUGGAGCGCCCCCAGGACAUGGUGACGGGCAACCCCACCGUGGUGAGGCUGGUGGUGAGAUUCUACCGCAACGGGCGGGGACUGAGUGCCCUGCGGGAGAUCCUGGGCAAGGUCAUCCAGGACGUGCUGGAGGACAGAGCGCUCAGCGUCCACACUGACCCAGUCCACCUCUACAAGAGCUGGAUCAACCAGAGCGAGGCCCGGACGGGGCAGCGCAGCUGUCUCCCCUAUGACGUCACCCCUGAGCAGGCCUUGAGCCACCCCGAAGUGCAGCGGCGCCUGGACAUCUCCCUGCGCAGCCUCCUCGCCAUGACUGAGAAGUUCCUCACGGCCAUCACUUCGUCUGUGGAGCAGAUUCCGUACGGGAUGCGAUACGUGGCCAAAGUCCUGAAGACAACCUUGGUGGAGAAGUUCCCCGAUGCCUCGGACAGCGAGGUCCACAAGGUGGUGGGGAACCUCCUGUACUACCGCUUCCUGAACCCGGCUGUGGUGGCUCCAGACGCCUUCGACAUCGUGGCCCUGGCAGCAGGUGGCACCCUGGCUGCCCCCCAGCGCCACACCCUGGGGGCCGUGGCUCAGCUCCUGCAGCACGCAGUGGCCGGCAAGACCUUCUCCGGGGAGAGCCAGCACCUGCGGGUCCUGAACAGCUACCUGGAGGAGACGCAUCUCAAGUUCAGGAAGUUCAUCUGCAGAGCCUGCCAGGUCCCAGAGCCAGAGGAGCGAUUCAUGAUGGACGAGUACUCGGACACGGUGGCUCUGGCCAAGCCUGUGGUGUACAUCACCGUGGGGGAGCUGAUUGACACGCACAGGCUGCUGCUGGAGCACCAGGACUGGAUCGCCCCGCACCACCAGGACCCCCUGCACCAGCUCCUGGCGGACCUUGGGGAGCUUCCCACCGUCUCUGACCUCGUCGGGGAGAACACAGCAGCAGGAGGGCACCUGGACCUGAGCAAGCUCGAAGUGUCCCUGACGCUCGUCAGCAAGUUUGGAGGGAGAGAGGCUGGCACAGAUGACGCUGGAACCCGGAGCCUGCUCCUGAGCACCAAGCAGUUGCUGGCGGAUCUCCUGCAGUUCCUUCCCGGGGACUCCCUGGAGGAGGUCCUGUCCCUCUCGGCUCCCAGAGAGCAGGAAGCGGCCCACAGGCAGCUGAUGGGCCAGCGCCAGGCCCGUGAGGCUCAGACCCCGGAGCCACUGCGAUGUCACCGCUCCCUGGCGGCUCAAGCCCUCCUGCCCCUGGCAGAGAAGCAGCGCCGGGUCCUGCGGAACCUUCGCCAGCUCGAGAGCCUGGGCUUGGUCAGUGCCAGCGAUGGCUACCAGGCACUAGUGGACGAACUGGCCAAGGACAUCCGCCAUCAGCGCAGGCACCGGCAGCAGCGGAAGGCGGAGCUGGUAAAGCUGAGGGUCACUUUCCAGGCUCUGAGUGCCAAGACCACCUUCUGUGAGGAGCAGGGCGACUACUACAGCCAGUACAUCCAGUCCUGCCUGGGCCACCUGGCCCCCAGCUCCAGAGCUGGGAAGGGGAAGAAGCCACCGUGCCUCCACUACACUGCCGCCCAGCUCCUGGAUAAGGGCGUCCUGCUGGAGAUCGAAGAUCUGCCUGCCUCCCACUUCAGAAACGUCAUCUUUGACAUCAGCCCCGGAGACGAGGCCGGCAAGUUUGAAGUCAAUGCCAAAUUCCUGGGCGUGGACAUGGAGCGGUUUGAGCUUCACUAUCAGGACCUCCUGCAGCUCCAGUACGAGGGCGUGGCCGUCAUGAAGCUCUUCAACAAGGCCCGAGUCAACGUCAACCUCCUCAUCUUCCUCCUCAACAAGAAGUUCUUGCGGAAGUGACAGGCCGCGGUGCCAGCCUGUGCCAGGCACACAUUCUCACCCUGCCAACAGCGGGCGGGGGCCGCCUGGUCACGGACAUCGGCUCCUCCAGGAGUGGGCCUUGCCCUGUGCCUGGCGGUGAGGCUUUCCCGCCCCACAGGAGCCCGACAUCUUCCAGCCGGAGGCCGUGGGAUCUGCACGCUGCUGGGGCGCUGUGGCCUCGUGUCUGCUGCUGCCCCCUCCUGGUCGCCCAGUAUGACGGCGCUGCCCCAGUGGCCCGGUUCCCUUGGGCCCUCCUCUCCCAGACGCCCCGCCCCUCCUCCCUGGCCAUGCCCACGUGGUCCUGGGGCCCUGCUACCCUCUUCUGUGAAGCUCAGACCCUGUUCCCUUGCUCAGGGUCUGUUUUGUAUGUGGAUCGCUCGGGUAUUCCGUCUCUCACCCUGUAUUCCACGUCAUUACGCAGCCUUAACGUGGUUUUGAGUCUUUCAUCUUUUUCAGCUCCAGGAAAGUUCUCCUUUCCCUUUCUCAAACUAAUACCAUGCCGAUCUUCCCUACCUUGCAUUAAAGUCACCUCGAAUGGUGGCACAUAGCUGUAAUCGGAGCCCCUCAGGAGGCUAAGACGAUCACAAGUAUGAGGGCAGCCUGGGCAAUGGUCUUGGGUCGAAAUUAAAAUUUUAGAAAGGGCCGGGGAGGUAGCACGGUGGCACAGUGCACGCCCAGCGUGUGUGAGGCCCUGGGUUCCAUCCCUGGCACCACAAGAUAAUAAAAAGCAAAGCCCCUUGCGCGAGGGCAGGAGAACUAACUCUUGUGUUUAAGAGCCCUUCAUCUCGGCUUCCUACAGCACGGAGUGGUCUCUUCCUGUCCUUGCACCCACAGGAACCCUCAGGCUGCUCUCCCAGCAGCCUCUUUAGACCUGGCCCGCCUUGGCCACCAUCCCUGCCCACCCCAUGCUUCCCACUUUCUGUCCCUGUAGCCCUCUGAUCCCAUUUGAAUAAAGCAGAUGUUUC